Messenger RNA from Brassica rapa (field mustard), 1642 nucleotides. Its product is annotated as tobamovirus multiplication protein 1. The record is from RefSeq and is a predicted model, not a curated record. Lineage: Eukaryota; Viridiplantae; Streptophyta; Magnoliopsida; Brassicales; Brassicaceae.
UAGAAUUAAAAUAUUUCAGACCAGACCCAACCCAUCUCCUACAACCAUCUGUCUCUCGGUGUGUUUCUGUGAUCCUCUCUCUCUCUCUCCACAAACCUAAAAUCUCGGGACUUUCGAUCUCAGAGGAGGAUCGAGAAAGAGAGGAUUAUCGAUGAUGACGAUCGUAUCGACGCUUCUCGAAUCGAAGACGGCUAAAUGCUAUGCUCCGAGCUUCAUCACCGUCAAUCUCUGCCUUGCUCUUAUCGAUGGCGCUCUCGCUUUCAUCGCAUUCCUUCAGUUAACUCGGUUUCACCGGCGGGAUAAACGAGUUGGAUGGACACGGCAAAAGGUGCUUCAUCUUAUGAUUGGCUGUUCAAACACUGGUUCUCUCAUCUAUUUCGUGGCUGCGGUUAUAGCAACUUGCACAAGGUGGCAUCAUUGGUCCACCGCAUUAGGUUUUCUGCUUAUGGCGUUUCCAAAGAUUCUGUUUCUUGCAACUUUCCUCCUGCUUCUCUCUUUCUGGGUAGAUGUUUGCCAUCAGGGAAAUGGAGAGGAGGAGGAUGAGGAUGAUGAGGAAAAUAGUAUCCAGCAAGGGUUGCUCGAGAAAAGCAAGAGCAAAGCAGGCUCUUCGAGUGCAAGUGACCGCAGAAAGUGUUGCUCUUUCCAUGGGAUUCAUCUUGGGACCCGUCAGAAGUUUGUUGUUGCGGCGGUUGUUCUUGUGUUCAUCUUGAUGAUAUCAUUUGCAAUCCUUAUCUGGAUUGCUUCCGGUGAUAACUCUGCCGAUCCUUCACUAUUGGCUGAGGUGUAUGUAGAUAUUUUUGCUUCAAUAGUGUUAAUCACAGGAGGAGGAAUAUGCUUCUAUGGAAUGCGUCUGCUCUUUAAUCUAAGGAAGGUACGGUCUGAACAAGUUUCAGCAGAGAUGAGAAAGGUAUCAGGUUUAGCUGGUGUCUCAGUUGUAUGCUUCACCGUGAGCUCUUUAAUCGCUCUUCUCACACACAUUCCGCUCUUCUACCAUUGGAACCCAAGUAAAUUGCACGGUGUCAAGGCAUUGGUUCUUCUGAUCAUAUACUAUUUCAUAGGUUCGACAGUACCAUUGGCUUUUGUUUUAUGGGUUUUGAGGGAGUUACCUCCUCAAGAGAUUGUGAGUAGACGAGAAGAACCAAGAAGAAUCACUUAUGUCAACUAUGAAAGUGUUCCAAGGCACCCUCCUCAGCAGCAGUGGACUGCCACAACCGUUUCUAAGAAUCAGGUUUCAAAGGCAAGUCCAAUAUGACCCGACCCCAAAUAAACAUAUCAUAGUGAUUAGCCUAAAGUGAGAAUGCGCCAAUGUUCCUCCCUUGUUGUUACCGGGGGUAAAAAAAAACUCGUGAAGCUGCUUACUGGUCCUUAGGCCUAACAAGGUGUGUUGUGCUAGAAGGAAACGAAAGUGGAAACAAGCUCGUUUUCUUCUCCUCACUCUCUCUGCGUCGCCUUGGAAGAAAACAGUUUGUUUAUAAAGAUAGAAUGGAGGUUGAAUCUGUGGAAGCUUUGUAAAUAUUCUUUGAUUGCAUGUUUUUUUUAGUGUUAGUUGCACUUGCAUGAUGUGUUGUGGAUACAUAUCUUACUUCUUUUUGGUUAACGUGUCUCUCAAGUUUCUUAUACAAACGUUUGUGAGGCUGUGGCA